AAUAAACAAUCGAAAAAUCUGACAUUUUACUGAAAUAAUACCGUUUGAUAAUCUCUUCUCUUACUUUGAAAUGGUCUCGUGAUCCCGAUACACGCGUUCAGGAACUAACCUACUUUUCUUUGUAAAAAGUAGAUGUUUCUUUCCGCAAUUCUUCCAUCUAAAAAUAAAUUUCCAGAACAAAGUAACUCCGAUUGCACUUCCAAAAUCUAUCAUAUGGGUUUCGAAGCGUACAUAUUGUACAGCAGCAAAUCUGACGGAGGCCUUCUGUUAUCAAUACAAUAGAUGUACUAAUCCGGUCAUGCGGUACGCGUCCUCUACUUUUGGCACAAACUAUUGUUAACGACCAAACAGCACAAAGGCUUUUGUAAAUUAAGAUACAAGCAGUCGGAACUGUAUAACGGCAGCAAUAACAUUUAGGGACAAUUGGAUAAUUGACGAAGGAGGAGCUUGCUUGACUAUUAUAUAAAAUGAACACUUUGGAUGCAUCAAGAGCUCAGUCACUCCGCAGCACUCCAAGUCGGUCUUAGUGUAGACUUUAUCUCUCACGUGAAUAACAUAAUGAUGAGACGUAAGACAUGGAAUUAAAUUCACUGAUAUUCCUGUUGAUGUUAGUCUACUGCUCUCAGACUGUUUCCAGCAUAGAAAUAAUCACAGAGUCGAGUCGUCUUUGGCCAAAUCCUUUUGACAGGCUUUUUAAUGCCACCAAGUUUAUUCGCAAACCCGAAUCGCAGGAGAAACCGGAUUUGGAAUUUUACCAUCCCGACGAUCUGAAACUGUUGCAUACGGUCAAGAGUCAAAAGAUAAUUCCUCCGAAACAGCUCACCAAUGAUCAGCAGCAGCCUUAUCCAAUCGCAAAACUCGUCGAGGAACUGUUCCCCGGCUUCAAGUUCACCACUUCGCGACCACGGAAAUCCACUCAUCCGCCAGCACCUACAAGCAAGGAAAAAGUCAACCGACCUGUUAGAAAAUCAGGAAGCGCACCUAAGAAAAAAAGAAAGCAUUCAAAACCUUUCUGGGGUCCUCCUAUUACAACUACGUCACCUCGACCAAGGUUUUACACGAGACCAACUACGAGACAGAAUCCUUUGAAAAACAGCCAAGAGGACAACAUUGAAGACUCUGAAGAGCACAGGCCAUUGGAUGAGGACUUCUUGGCCGUAGCCAAUCCGCCCACUACGAAAAAUUCAGAAGCUCCGGUGAUAAAAAUAAAGCCUUCUCAUCCUUUCUGGGGCCCUCCAUUUGCAACGUCAACUACCUGGCCGCCGUACAACACGAGAACAGCGUCAUCUGCGAUUCCUCGCGAAACGGAAGACGAUUUUCCCUUCCAUCUUUCCAACGUUGCCAUCAACAACAACGAUAUUUCUGAGCACAGCACCCCAUUUAGCCCAAACGUUGCGGAACUGAAACAAUCUUACGACCAAGCGAACAGUAAUGAGCGUACACUACCGGAACACUUCCGAGAGCCGGUCCAUUUGAAGCCCGGCCCACCGUAUCACGAAACAACGAGUAAGCAACAACAACAACAACAGGAGCAUCAUGAUCCGUUGGACCAAAACAUCUGGCAUCCGCUCACGCAAACAGUUACGGAGCCGACGUUUAUCCCGAUACCCCCCAAAUCGGACUUGCCGCAACAGCAGCUGCUGGAACCGGGAGUCGCAGACAAUCACGAGCAACACUUUCCUAUCUAUUCCGGCAUCACCCCCAUUCUGGAUGUGAGCCAGCUUCAAUCAAAGGAAACCGACUCUGCAGCUUUGGCUUCGUACCCGAAGAAGACCUAUCCGCAUCCCGCCAAACCGGAAACUCACGUUAUUUAUCACCAACCACCUGCGACGCACAACAAUUACUAUCACCCGCCGACUGGGCUGACUCACGUGGAUUUCAGUCCGAUAUUCUUGGCCAUCGUCCCGAUCGCCUUGUUCUUGGGUGCAGCGGCAGCUUUCGCAUUGGCAUCCGCAGUGACUUCCAGCACGGCAGUGGCGACAGCUCAACAGCAGCAACAACAACAAGAAGAGAGCAACAGCAACAACAAUAAUGAUAACAACAGCAACAACAACAACAUGAACACCAUUCUAUCUCUGCUGGCAGCAUUCAACGAAGUCAAGAAACAUCACGAUGACAGUCACAAGAUUGUCAUCGUCACCGAUGAGCCGGAUCUUACUAAGGUGGCCGCCACUGAUGUCCCUGCUGUAACGAUCGACCCGCCGCCGUCGCCGUCACCGUCGCCGUCGCUUCCGCCUUCGCUUCCACCUUCGCCUUCGCCGCCGCCUUCGCCGCCGCCUUCGCCCUCGCCCUCGCUAUCCUUAUCAGGGCCGUUCUUCGUCAAAGUAAAUUUAUCAACGACGCCAACUCCGCCAGGAGAGUACGACCACAAAAAGAUGAUGUAUUAUCACCAUAUGAAUGGAGUUACGUGAGGGCAAAUAUUUCGCCGGCGACUGAACAAUCAACGGAAUUUUCUAUGAAACAUGCGCAUUCAAUUAUUAAUGAUUUCCUGUUUGACCUGUAACCGAACUAACCCCCAUCAUCUAUAUUGAGAGCUUUAAAACUAAUUUAUUAUUACGCUUGCCAUUUUCUAUAACCCUGUAAUAACGGCUGCAGUUGAUUCACGAGUUACAAAUGAAAUAAUCACAUGAGCAACCUUUUGAUUUACAAUGACAUUUUGGGGUUAUAGUGUGCAAGAUAAUUUCACCGUUCCGUUAUAGUCUAACAGCUACGCUUUAAUUUUCGAUUUUAUUGUUCACUUUUGAAGCUUCGCUGUGCGUAUAAACCUUUUU
Messenger RNA from Daphnia pulicaria, 2771 nucleotides. RefSeq names its product probable basic-leucine zipper transcription factor R. NCBI's taxonomy places the organism in Eukaryota, Metazoa, Arthropoda, Branchiopoda, Diplostraca, Daphniidae. The record is from RefSeq and is a predicted model, not a curated record. Bases 576 to 2411 code for a protein of 611 amino acids. The transcript is spliced from 6 exons.